UGUUUACAAACCCACGGCAGAGCAGAGCUGAGGGGAGGGAGGGAAAGGCAGGCUGCAGACUCUUUCUGAGCCUCCGCUCUGGACUGAAAAGGGAAGACAGGGAAGCCUGCCACGAUGGAGCCAGCUGGAGGUGGACGAGUCUGAAUGCGACGCACUCUUGUCCACACACUGGCCUUUGUCUCAGAUUUUUUUUUCUUUCCUCAAUCGAAGCCGCAGAUGGUUAGAGGGAGAGUAGGAUCCCCCUCAAAAGCACACACACACACACACACACACUGACACACAAACACACUCCCCAGCAAAGCCAGUGAGGGGACUGUUGUGGACUGCAUGGAGCCCUCCUCACUUUGUCUGAGCUCUGAAGGAAGCACAUCUCUGCCUUCUGCACUGGGGAGGAACCUUAACUGCAAGAUCAGAGGACUGGAGGAGGAGACGACACAGGAGACCAGAGGGGGGUUGAGACUUGUGAAAAUCCCCUGUUAAAAAAAACAGCUUUGGGAGGAAGACAAAGCACAGAUUAAUGUUGGAUGAUUACCUUCACUGGGCCAGCAGUGUCAUUUUGAAUGCUGGGUGUCAUCGGAUCUGGUGAAGGGACAACACAGUGGAUGAAAACUGAAGCCAAGGAGACAUUUAUCUCUGCUGGAAGCAAGCUCGAGGGGUCUCCGGUCUCAGUCUAGACUACAAUCCCAAGUGUCCCAGUUUUAAACCAGAGUGGUUAAUCCAGAUUUGGGAAUGGUGGGUACUCAGACUGCUGAGCCAACAUAACCACACCAUCCCACCUCCUGAGGACAAUCUUGAUGACCAUUUCUUCAGGAUCCAACUAACAUCGCCCAGCAAAAGAGUGAUCCGGAUCAGGAUUACUGAAUCCAAGCUACGAAACCGAUUCGGUGUGUGAGGCUCCAGCCCACGAGCUUGGCUCGUCUCCAGCCUUUCUCCUGACUGGGCCUAAACUCACUGUUGCUGCCUUGGGAGUCAGAUUUCAUGCAACCAUUCCAACGGUGUGACGGAUGCCUUUGUGGUUUAGGUUCUCAACGAUCUGGCAUGACGUCUGACAUCUAUCACCUCCCACUCAAUGUGUAUGUCAUCGUGCUGGGCAUCGGCCUUUUCGUCUUCAUGCUCAGCCUCAUCUUCUGCUGCUACCUUUUCAGGUUGAAACAACAGGGAACGAGGGAGCAGUUCAGCUACAAUGAGGUGGUGCUGAAGGGAGCAAGCAAGAAGCUGAGCCUCCUUGGACAAACCUGCGCGGUGUGUCUGGAAGAAUUUAGGACCCGAGAUGAACUGGGAGUGUGUCCGUGUUCACAUGCAUUUCACAAGAAGUGCCUGCUUAAGUGGCUUGAGAUCCGCAGCGUGUGCCCCAUGUGUAACAAACCCAUCCUGCGGCUCCACACUGAUGCACCCCAGGGUGCCGAGGGCCCCAUGGACCCAGAGGAGGUGUGAGACAGCAGGGGAGGAGAAAAGUGGACUCGCCCUUUCAGAAAACAUACAUUAAAAACCACACUAAAGAUGAUGAACAGCAGUCAUCUCAAAGGAAAUGUUGAAAUGGUCCUCAGUGGCAACGCUGCCGCUAGGUCUCGAGCAAUAUGCCUUGUUGGGAAAUGAAUACUGAUAGCACCAACAUUAUUUGGUCAGAUGAGUCGGAGAGAGGUUUGAUAAGUAGGAUCUUUUUAUAAAAAUGUUCCUAGUUCUACUUCCAUGUUGCACUGUUCACCAAAAAAAUAAAUAAAUACAAAGUUAAGAAAAAAAAGACAGGAAAAAGGAGCCACAUUAGACAGCUGCAUAUCAUUGCCACUGUCCCUGGAUGAGUUGUUGCAGCGCUGCCGGAGACAAACAUCACCGGAGAGCCCUGGACGGGACACUAGACUGCGGGAUGAGUGCGGAUACCUCUAUGAUCUCAGGAGAGUUAUCAGGACAGCCAGCACAAAUCAUGUCAAUAACUCUAUAACUCUGUGCCACACAUGCAUCUUCAAUACUGCCAAUGUAGAUGAAAUGCUUCAGCAGCCAGAGGUCCCCACAACUUCUGCCUGACACAAAGACCAGCUGGAUUACAACCAUGAAGAUUUAAUGUCACCAUGCCCCAGGCCCCUUCUCUUUCUAGAAAAAGACAAAAACAAAAAAAGAGACCGAUAGGAAACUAGUCUUGCCCGUAUGUAUUGUAUGUAAACGUCUCCCUAUAUAUUGUUAUUUUGUAUUUUAAAUAAAGUGUCAUGU
This is a messenger RNA of Cololabis saira (Pacific saury), 2205 nucleotides long. RefSeq lists its product as uncharacterized. Gene Ontology annotation, molecular function: zinc ion binding; ubiquitin protein ligase activity. NCBI's taxonomy places the organism in Eukaryota, Metazoa, Chordata, Actinopteri, Beloniformes, Belonidae. Gene Ontology annotation, cellular component: endomembrane system. The record is from RefSeq and is a predicted model, not a curated record.